AUGGCCUGGGUCAGAUGCCCAAUCAAGGCUGCAAAUAUAGUGGCCAAAAAGGCCAAGAUACAAGUUGGGUGGGCACAGGCAAGAGUGGAAAUCCUCGAAGACCGUCCCCUCCAGUGUUAUAAAUGCCUGGAGGGUGGCCACGUCAGAGCGCGAUGCCCAAACAAGGCGGACCGCAGUGGUAAAUGUUACCGCUGCGGUCAGGAAGGCCAUGAGGCCAAGACGUGCGAAGCCCCGGUACACUGCGCGGUUUGCGGGGAUAAGAACCUCCCCGCCAAUCACAGGACGGGGGGAAAGGCCUGCAAACCGGUGCAGAAAGGGAGAAGGGGCAUCCCACUAGCUAAAGCGAUGGGAGCCCCAAAAGAAUCCGGGGCAACAAGAAUGGAGGUGGAGCCUUUGGAAAGUGUCUCUCCCACGCAAAACACCCAGGAGAGACCCAAAGAACAAAGGCCCCCCAGAGCUAAGGGAGGAAGAAAAAUAGCUGAGGAAGGAGAAACCCCCUCCAGCAACCAAGGCGUUGGAAAAAGACAGCGCCUCAAGGAAGAACUGGGGGGGGAGAACGCGGACGUUAUGGAAAUAGCGUCGGAAGGAGGAACCAGGACAAAAAUGGUUGAGGAUGGCCGAUAG
Messenger RNA from Nylanderia fulva, 624 nucleotides. The record is from RefSeq and is a predicted model, not a curated record. NCBI's taxonomy places the organism in Eukaryota, Metazoa, Arthropoda, Insecta, Hymenoptera, Formicidae.